AUGUCCGAAUGGGAGAGACGAGGGCGAGGCGAGUGCACCGCUACUUCUUGGUCGACCUACGAUCCUUCUCAAGAGGGAGACUACACCCCUUCCAGCUUUGUUGCCAACUAUCGAAGUGGGACUGCUACGAAUGAUGACCUUGCUGGUUUUUCUGCCAGUCCUCAUCGCAAUAAGACUCUCCUAGAGGGAUUUAAGAAGCUGUUGUUAGAUGAGGAUCCUGAGGGAGGAACUACUAAUAAGCAUGCCCGUCACACCAGUGAUGUAGCUUGGGAUCGAGUAUCUCUUGCUAUUUAUGGUCCUCUUUUAAGUGGCCAGUUUCCACCUCCGGCCGAGCCUUAUCCAUUCUGGGUGGUUAAUAUUGAUCGGAGGUCGAAAGCUGAUAAAGAAGAGGUUGGAGGUGCUUUGUCGAAAGAUGGUGAGGAUCUCGAGGAUCGGCUACCUUUAUCCCAUUUCUUGAGGAAGUCGCCUCAGAAACCUUCUGAUAUUUCGUCUACCAUUGCUGCAAAUAGAAAGUUUUUGGAGGCUGAUACGCGGCGAAGAGAGUUAGCGGAACUGGAAGGUCUUCGUGUCCAGUUGCAGCGAGAGCAAGAACGAACCCCAGGAUUGGAGAGGCAACUGUCCGAGACCCAAGCCGAUAUGUCUAGUAUGGAUGCUGAUGCCACUUCGGAAUAUCGUCUGCUAAAGAGAAAGUUAGAAAUUGAGCUGAACCAUGUUGAUAACCUCCGCCAAAGAAUUUUCAAUAAGGAUGAUAAGAUAGAUCGUCAAGAGGACGAGAUCGAGCAUAUUCGAUACGAACUACUUCGAUACCAUAAAUUUGAGUAUGUGCCUAAUGAGAUGGACAAUGUUCGGGCGAGCCUCUCUCGGGUUCAAGGGAUUGCUGCCGACAAAACUUUGUUAGCCGAUAACUUAGAAAGUCAGUGUGGCAAGUUGAGACUCCAAAUUAGAUAUUUGCACGUUGAUCGCAAGCGGAUUUUGAAGGAAAAAGAUACUACCGAGGGGUCUAAUCAAGAGUUAAUAGAGAAGCUUCGCCGAUUUGAUCAGUUGGCACGUGAUCGGCAGAAAGCUAGUUGGAGUGACCAGAAGAAAUAUUUCCCCACCAAUGAAUUCAAUGAGCAUAUCUAUCAUGAGUUAACUUCGAAGGUUUCGUCCCUUGAGUGUAGUUUAGUUAAAUAUGAGGAAACCGUUAAAGUAGUUUUACCUUUGCUUGAAGGAAAGGUGAAGUCUUUGGAGGAAGAGACUGCUCGAUUGAAGGCGAGAGAGACCCAGUUACUCGGAAAGGUGGCUACUGCUGAGGCGGCGUCGACUCAACUGACUCUUCAACUUGCUGCUGAGAAAGAGAAGUUCAAAACCGAGCUUGUUACAAAGGUCAAGGAAGGUGUAAAGGCGGUUGCCGAGAAGAAGCGAGCUGAUCCUGCUGCUAAGAAGGAAAGCCCGAGGUCGAUUCCGCCGAAAGAAUAG
Papaver somniferum (opium poppy) is the source of this 1458-nucleotide messenger RNA. RefSeq names its product paramyosin-like. Lineage: Eukaryota; Viridiplantae; Streptophyta; Magnoliopsida; Ranunculales; Papaveraceae. The transcript is spliced from 6 exons. The record is from RefSeq and is a predicted model, not a curated record. Bases 1 to 1458 code for a protein of 485 amino acids.